AUGUCUGUCCCCGAGGCUCCGUCUAACAACCGAACUGUAGUUCUCGUUGGAAGAACGGGAGUAGGAAAAUCGGCCUGCGCAAACACUCUGGCGGGUGCCGAUCUAUUUGAAGAAAGCAAUUUGUCUGCGAGCCAGACGAAGCUUGUCAACAGCCAAACUAUUCGUGUGGAUCGCUCGGGUAAAGAAUACAAAGUGAAGAUUGUCGAUACAGUCGGUAUCGGUGACACCGAACUAUUGCCUGACGAAGUCUUGCAGCGACUCGUGUUCGCCUGCAACGAGUGCGUGGAAGGGAUCAAUUCCGUGUUUUUUAUCACAAAAGAUCGCUUUACCAAAGAAGAAGCAGAUGCGUGGGACGUUAUGUGGCAAGUUCUAUUUGGAGCAGAAGUCUUGGAGUAUACCAGCUUCAUCCGAACAAACUUUUUGCGUUUUCGAGAUUCGGUGGCAGUAGCAAACAACAAAGAGCAGUUACAGAAAACCAACAAAUAUGCAAAAAGAGUUUUGCCUAACGUUAAGUACUUUUUGCAUGAUGACAAUCCUCCUUCUGAGUACGACGGCAAAACUACUCGUGAAGAUUCACGGGAAAUUUUGCUUAAACAUCUGAUCGUCAAUUGUGCAAAAGUAUUCCAUCCGCCGGUUCUCCGUGAAAUCAAGGAAAGAAUUUCCGAGCAUGCAAAGGCACAUCAGGAUGCAAGAGAUAAGAUACGACAAUUGGAAGCUCGGCUGGAAGAAACUUCUAGUGAAAGAGAACAAUUAAGGAUUCGUGCAGGUCUAGCGCAGGCUAACAAUAAUACAGCAAUAGACAGGAAUCUUGUCAAUAGAGUACUAUUGACUGUUGUGGUGCGCCUUGUGCAGAGAGAAAGAGAACGACAGGAAAGAGAACAAGCUGAGAGGCAAGGAAUGUUUGAAUUGUUGUGUGGAGCAUGUAGUUGUUCAGUGAUGUGA
Messenger RNA from Corticium candelabrum, 942 nucleotides. RefSeq names its product GTPase IMAP family member 9-like. Bases 1 to 942 code for a protein of 313 amino acids. Gene Ontology annotation, molecular function: GTP binding. The record is from RefSeq and is a predicted model, not a curated record. Lineage: Eukaryota; Metazoa; Porifera; Homoscleromorpha; Homosclerophorida; Plakinidae. The transcript has a single exon.